CUCAAAAGAACGAUUUUUCGUUCAAGAACCGAACAUCACUCUCCGGAAGCCUGUGCUGUCUACGCGGAACUGAUGAAGAGAGUAAAUAAAAAAACACUGGCAACUAGCGCUUCUUCUCAACACGGGAUUUGAAAGCUGCGAAAAUGACGAACGUGUACUCUUUCGACGGCAUUCUUGUAUUCGGCCUUCUUUUCAUUUGCACGUGUGCUUACCUGAAGAAGGUCCCUCGUCUGAACAGCUGGCUCUUGUCUGAGAAGAAAGGUGUCUGGGGAGUCUUCUACAAAGCUGCAGUAAUAGGCACACGGCUCCACAUCGCUGUGGCGGCGUCCUGUGUGUGUAUGGCCUUUUACCUCAUCUUUCUGAAAUGACCCGGAUGAAGCGCUCUCUUUGGACACUGGACUGAACGCCAAUAGAAAUGAGUGCUGGCGAGUAUCGCCGGAUACUGGAGGAGAUGCACAGACAGUGCGGUUUAGGACCUGCUUUCCAUUUCUGUGAAUGUUUAACUUAAGAUUAGAUUUGGGGUAAAUUCGGUCUUAGAUCAGGGUUAAACGGUAACUGAAGCACCUACUUCUAGAUUCAAACUUCACAUCUUUUUCUCGUGUUGUUCUCUCAAACAUGCACUCUUUUUGCUUGGGCUUUGAGGGAUACAGUUAGGAAGGCAGAAGCUAUGUUAUCUUGUACAAUUUUUUGAAUAUAAGUUGUUUUUAUAAAAAUGCCAUUUACUGAGAGCUUCAAUGUUGUAGGUUCUGGCAUCCUCUGUAGCUUAUGUCAUUAUUCAAAUUCAGAUGUUUAUAAUAAACAUAUAAGACCUUUAGUUUGCAGCAUGGAACAAAUUCACAAAAGUUUUCCAUAGACUUCAUGGAAACUUUACUUUAGAAAAGGCAAACGAAUCAUGCUAUUAAACUUGUACAACAUUAUUUUUUUGAUACCACUUAUGUGCUGGAAUAUUAUAAUGUGUGUGAAGCAAACCCUGUUGAUCUACAUCAUGUGAAUUCUUCGUAGAGAUGUGUCUGUUUGGUUCAGUUUGAUAUAUACACUGAUAACCUGGCUCACAUGAAACCACAGUAAACACAUGGACAUGCUUUCAUAUUACAUGUGGAUGAUAUGAUAUUAUUGGGAAAUACACUACAAGAUAGAUCUUAAAUAUAAUCAUGUGAGGGUUUCAGCUGGCUAACUGUUUCUUAACCAUGCUAAAAUUUCACUUUUUUAACUCUUAAGUCAAGAAUUAACGUGUGAAGUUUCUGCUGAUGCUGAAGGUUUGGACUCCCUGUUCUUGUGCUGAUUUGGUUUUGUCUAUUACACAUGCCAAGAUGUUCUGUUGUAUUUAUGCAUUCAAAUGGCUGUCCUAAAGCGUAUCUGAACCUAUCAUCGAGUCUUCGUGUUCAGAAGUCAACAAAUGAAGUGAAAUGUUUCGUUUAGCCUGUAAAUGUACACAGUAAUGCUCUAAAACUGCUUUAUAGAAAAUGAUAGCUGUUAGGUGUUCAUAUUUGUAAACGUGGAACAUAAUAAAUAUUUGAUAUGAAAUCCUAUGCAACACAA
Cyprinus carpio (common carp) is the source of this 1539-nucleotide messenger RNA. RefSeq names its product mitogen-activated protein kinase 14B. Gene Ontology annotation, biological process: protein phosphorylation; intracellular signal transduction. Gene Ontology annotation, cellular component: cytoplasm; nucleus. Gene Ontology annotation, molecular function: MAP kinase activity; ATP binding. The record is from RefSeq and is a predicted model, not a curated record. NCBI's taxonomy places the organism in Eukaryota, Metazoa, Chordata, Actinopteri, Cypriniformes, Cyprinidae.